AUGUCUACAGAAGACAUAAAUCAGUCUAUCCUCAUUCUCGGAGGCGGCUGUUUCGGUUUGGCGACGGCGUUUGAACUAGCUCAAAAGGGCUACAAGCACAUCACAAUUCUCGAGAAAGAUGUUGAUGUACCAAGCCGCUUCUCCGCUGCCUAUGAUCUCAACAAGGUCAUCCGUGCCGAGUAUGCCGAUGACUUUUACACCCAAUUAGCUCUCGACGCGAUUCGAAAAUGGCAAUCAGAUCCCCUCUAUUCUCCUCACUAUCAUCAAACCGGCUUUCUCAAUGUCACGUCCGGGAAGGCCGCACAGAACACAAAAGGCGCAGUGGAGAGCUAUUUCCAAUCGCUCCAGAAGAACCCAGCUUUCAAUGGCCAAACCGUCCGUGUGAAUAGCAGCAAAGAGAUCAAGAAGCUCGUUCCCAAGUUCAGUGGCCCUCUUACCGGCUUCACCGGAUAUCACAACAAGCUCGCGGGCUACGGCCACUCGGCUAAUGCGUUGAGAGCUGUGUACGAGCAGUGCCUCAAGCUCGGCGUCAAGUUCCAUCUUGGAACGAAAGAUGGUGAAGUCGACUCAUUGCUGUAUGCGUCAAGUCGCGAGGGGACGAAGUGUAUAGGUGCCAGGACACGCGGAGGCACCAUCCACUCAGCAGACAAGACCAUCGUCGCUUUAGGUGCUGACGCCGCCAACAUCCUCCCACGUAUUGGAAAACAAAUGACCGGUCGAGCAUGGGGUGUCGCGCAUAUCCAACUCACAGACAAAGAAGCCGCCGAACUCAAGGGCAUCCCAGUCACCAACGUCCGCGACCUCGCCUUCUUCUUCGAGCCCGACCUGAAAACCAAGAAGCUCAAAUUCUGCCACAUGGGCGGCGCCUUCACAAACUACGCCUUCUCCAAGGACGGUCUCUCCAUCCCCUUCCCCGAACUAGCAGAUUCACAAUUCAUGCCUCUCGAGGACGAAACGCACAUCCGUCUUCUUCUCAAGGAGGUCUUCCCUCAACUGGCUGACAGACCUCUGAUUGAUCAGCAUCUGUGCUGGUUCGCUGACACGGAUGAUUCGGACUUCAUCAUCGACUACGUCCCUGGUACUAAUGCGACUUUGGCGGUGUUGAGUGGUGAUAGUGGACAUGGGUUUAAGAUGUUGCCGAUAUUUGGGCAGUUUGUGCAUAAGCUGCUUGUGGAGGAGAAGCAGAGUCAGGCGAAGUGGCAGUGGAAGGAUAGUAAACCCAAGGCUGCGGCUGUGUGGAGGAGUAGUGAGAGUCAAGAGCUAGCUGCUGUUCCUCGGGCGAAGUUGUAG
Messenger RNA from Fusarium mangiferae, 1290 nucleotides. RefSeq lists its product as uncharacterized. The transcript has 2 exons. The record is from RefSeq and is a predicted model, not a curated record. Bases 1 to 1290 code for a protein of 429 amino acids. NCBI's taxonomy places the organism in Eukaryota, Fungi, Ascomycota, Sordariomycetes, Hypocreales, Nectriaceae. Gene Ontology annotation, molecular function: flavin adenine dinucleotide binding; saccharopine oxidase activity; sarcosine oxidase activity.